GAGUAUGCCAAAUACUGGAUUGUUUUGCCUGCCUAAUUACAGUGUAUCUUUAGCUAGCCUCUCUUCCAUAUGAUGCAGUAGGAUAUAAGACAAGAGUAAGUUGGAUGUCCUCAAGCUUUGUGAAGGACCAAGGAGACACCUCUGAAGGGAACUAUUGAUCCAAGACAACUCUGAGGGAGAUACUUAGUAGAAGGACGGCUUGGUAAAGAUGUGGACUAGUGGCUUACUAGUUGCUACGUUCAUCUGUCUUCUGGUUGUACGGUUUGUAAAGCUUCUCUGGGCACGCCGGCAAUUUCCUCCUGGACCUGUUCCCAUCCCCUUCAUUGGAAGCCUAUGGAGAGUUGGCUGGAAGAUACGGCAGGAUACUCUUUUGAAGCUUGCGAAGAGCUAUGGAGAUGUUUUCACCCUCUGGAUAGGACACUUUCCUGUGGUUGUUUUGACAGGAUUUAAAAAUGUGAAAGAAGGACUAAUGGACAAUUAUGAACGACUGUCUGGACGACCCAUGAUGCCCUUUUUCAAAUUAUUGGGCAACAGAAAUGGUGUCAUGUUUGCCAAUGGCAAAACCUGGAAGGAUCAGAAGCAUUUUGGCCAAGCGACCAUACAGACAUUAGUUCAGAUGCAGAAGGACUUGCAACAUCAAAUAAACAAGGAAGCUGGUCUUCUUGUGAAAACCUUUGCACGGGAAAAUGGACAGCCGUUAGAUCCUUCAUCGGCCCUCAUGCGUUCAGCCUCCAAAGUGAUUUGUACUGCAGUAUUUGGCCAUAAUGUCCCCAUUGAGGAUGAAGCUUUAUGCAAGUUGACUGAACAUAUCAGUAUUGUCACCAAAUUCAGAGGCAGUGUUGGUGAGACGUUAUAUAACUUCUUCCCUUCGCUCAUGCAACACAUCCCUGGACCUCACAAGGAGGUAUUUUCCUCCUGUGAAUUUAUCCGUUCCUUUAUCAAGAAGCAGGUAGAAAAACAUAAACAGAAUGCUGUAGCACACCAUGAGCCACAGAACUUCAUUGACUUCUAUCUGGCCCAGAUCCACAGGGAGAAAAUGGACUCUACAACUACAUUUAAUGAGGACAACUUAAUUCAAGUUAUCGCUGACCUGUUUGCUGCGGGCACAGAGACCAUAGCUGUUACCCUGUCAUGGGGUUUGCUAUUUAUGGUGACUCAUCCUGAUAUUCAAGAGAAAGUCCAGAAGGAGCUACAAAGUACUCUGGAUCCCUCCAAACUGAUCAGCUAUGAUGAUCGGAAGAAACUGCACUACACCAAUGCUGUGAUUCAUGAGAUCCAACGCUUCAGCAACAUCGUAUUGUUUGGCUUGCCCAGACUGUGCAUACAGGAUUUAAAUAUAUUUGGCCAUUUCAUUCCAAAGGAUACGCUGGUGGUCGCAGAUCUGUGCUCUGUUCUUCUUGAUCCCAAGCAGUGGGAGACACCUGAACAGUUCAAUCCCAACCAUUUCUUGGACAAGGAUGGAAAAUAUACAGCGAGAGAAGAAUUCUACACAUAUGGAACAGGAUGCCGGGCCUGCCUGGGGAAGCAGUUAGCACAGUCUGAGCUCUUUAUCUUCUUCGCCUGCCUGAUGAAAGCCUUUACCUUCCGCUGGCCAGAAGGAAUCAAAGAAAGUAACGUGCAACCUAUAAUGGGCCCUGUGGUACAUCCCAGCCCAUUUAAGAUUUGCGCCGUUCCUCACCAGGCUGCAGUGCAUCGAAGUCCAACACAAGACAACUCAAAGAGUACUUGAAUAUUUGGCACUGUACAUUUUUUGGAGUCCUACUAUUUAACUUGUUUGCUUAUCUUCAUUUUACCAUUCCACAUUUCCACUCUGCAAUGCUUGUUUGUGAAGACACAGUGACCAACUUGUUGUCAUGUGUUUGUUGUCUAGUCCAACUUAUGAUAAUUCUGUCUUAGCAUUUUUUUGACAAGUUUUUUUUUUAAAAUAUUUGGUAUACCUGUAUUUUCAUAUGUAGAUAAUGGGAUAUGUUGAAGAUAGGACUCCAGUCUAAACACAAAUUUCAUUUAUGUUUCAUAUAUACAUUAUGCAUGUAGCCUGAAAGUAAUGGUAUACAAUAUUUAUAUUGUGCAUGAAACAAAGUUUGUGUAGAUUGAGCCACCAGAAAGCUAAGAUUCUCCAAUGGAUAAUUUUGGACUUUGGAGUAUUAUAGAUUUCAAAAUUCUGGACAAGUGAUACCUAUAUGGAGAAGCUAAAGAAAUUCUUUUUGGACUUUCUCUUCCUUGUACAGAAAGUACAUUUUUUUCUUCUUGUAAAAUUUGUUGCUAUUUAUUUAUUUAUAUUAUUUAUGUUAUUUAAAAUAUUUACCGCUAUAUCCUGCCUUUCAAUACAGAUUCAAGAUGGUGUAACAGAGUAGAGAAAUAAGCAAUGCAAUACUGAAAUGGAUGUCAUCAACCACAUAAUGUAACAUGUGCCAGCUAAAUAGAUUAUAAUAAUACUAAUAACACUAUAUUUAUAUACUGCUCUAUCUCCCAGAGGGGACUCAGAGAGGAUUACAGAUAGGCAAACAUUCAAUGCCUUUAAUACAGUGGAAUAACAAUGGCAUACAAAUACACAAAACAAAGGCUUUUCGGCUUUUCUCGAGGCAGUGCAACUCUGGUCAUGGUGAGGUGCUCUUGUUCCAAUUCCAAGCUGAGGAGCCUGUUGUCCGUAGACACCUCCUGGUCAUGUUGUCGGCAUGGCUACAUAGGUGCCUUUAUUGCAUUCCUGCCAAAGUGGUACCUAUUGAUCUACUCACAUUUGCACGUUUUCGAACUGUUAGGUGGGGAGGAGCUAGAGCUAACAGCAGGAGCUUGCCCUGACCCGCGGCCUUGAACUAGCAAACUUUAGGUCAGCAGAUUCAAUAGUUCAACAGUUUAACCCAUGGUCUAUUGUUCCACUCAUGACUAAAGUGAUGAAAAAGAGGGCAGGAGUUCUACACAAACUUUAAUAGUUGUAUAGAUGACAAGGUUUCUGAUAGCUUGGUGGUAUAAGGGACACCUCCUUUUUCUUGAAAAUAACACAAUUAACUUUUCCACCUGUUAUUGAUCAUCUACUGCUAUCAAAUUCCAUAAUAGCUAUGGUGAUUGUGUGAAGGCAAAAUGAAUAAUUUAUUUAAUAAAUGUUACAAUAAUGAUUUAAUAAGAGUUACCAUUUCCGUCUUAAAUAACAAUUUAAUGUAAGGCGUUCAGAUUGUCAUCUAUGUGCAGCAAUGCAUUAUUAUUCAUUUUGUGAAAACAGAUUUGCAAAACUCGAUUAAAGUUUCUCUUGUAAUUUGUUGACAGUUUUCUAUUCUUUGAAUUUUUAAUCCUGUAUACAUUUUUGAAAAAUGAGGGUCUUGAAGAUAUUAUCAUUUAAUAUCAAUGGCAUGAAUGCACCUAAUAAAAGGAAAAAUAGUCUACACAUACC
Molecule: messenger RNA, 3385 nt
Organism: Anolis carolinensis (green anole)
Lineage: Eukaryota; Metazoa; Chordata; Lepidosauria; Squamata; Anolidae
Product: cytochrome P450 2C31
Exons: 9
Coding region: 209-1729 (506 amino acids)
Biological process (GO): xenobiotic metabolic process
Cellular component (GO): cytoplasm; intracellular membrane-bounded organelle
Molecular function (GO): heme binding; iron ion binding; oxidoreductase activity, acting on paired donors, with incorporation or reduction of molecular oxygen, reduced flavin or flavoprotein as one donor, and incorporation of one atom of oxygen
Source: RefSeq, a predicted model, not a curated record